GGGGAAUUAAAAAUAAAUAAAUAGAAGAGAGAGAGGGAGGUGGGAGCUCCGAAAUAAAGAGAUUAAUGGGGAGAGAGGAAACCGUGAGGCAGAAAGUGCUGAAAAAGAGGAAAGUGUAUAUAUCCUAUCCAGCUCCCCACAGAGAUGUCCUUUUAACACCACAGGGUGGAGAGGAGAAGGGAGAAGGGAAGAGGAGCAGCCGAGAGGCCCGGCCAGCUGCUGCCCGCCCUCCUCGUCCGUCUCCCGGCCGCGCAGAGGCGCUUCUUCCCCUGCCGCCUCUUCGUCUUCUCCUCCCUCGCUCGGUGCCAGGCGGCCCGGUCACCUCAGGCGCCUCCUCCGCCCCCCAUCAUCACCGUCUCGGAGGAUCCGGCCGGCCCGGGAAGGAGGAGGAGCGGGAGGCGGAGAGGAGAGGGAGGCCGGGGCUCUGACGCCCCACGCCGGCUCCGCCUCAGGCCCAGAGCGCGGGAAGAAGGAGGAGGAGGAGGAGAGGCCGGAGGUCUCCGUGUCGCGGUGAGGAGGGGGGGCUGUGUUGGGGGGGCGCCUGCCUCGGCCCUGUUUUUCUCUCCUCAGCCCCCCAAAAGAGAAGCCGAGGAGGAAGAAAAAGGGGAGGAAGAAGCGCCCCUUCGCAAAAGGCGAGGGGGGGGGAUUUGUUACCUCAGGCUGCCCCCAUAGGCGGCGCCACGAGGGGGUCGGGGGUGAGGGGCAAGCGAUCCCCCCCACAAACAAGGACCUACUACUAUUACUACUAUUAUUGUUUUAUUUUGUGGUGAGGGGCAAGCGACCCCCUGAACAAGGACCUAUUAUUAUUAUCAUCUGUGGAGAGGGGCAAGCGACCCCCUGAACAAGGGCUUAUUAUUAUUAUUUUUUGUGGAGAGAGGGGCAAGCGACACCCCCCCAAACAAGGACCUGAUAUAAUUUAUAUUAUUAUUAUUAUUAUUAUUAUUAUUAUUAUUAUUAUUAUUUUGCAGAGAGGGGCAAGCGAUUCCCCCCCACAAACAAGGACCUACUACUAUUAUUAUUAUUAUUUUAUUUUGUGGUGAGGGGCAAGCGACCCCCUGAACAAGGACCUAUUAUUAUUAUCAUCUGUGGAGAGGGGCAAGCGACCCCACCAAACAAGGACCUGAUUUUUUAUUUGUGGAGAGGGGCAAGCAACCCCCUGAACAAGGGCUUAUUAUUAUUAUUUUUUGCGGAGAGAGGGGCAAGCGACCCCCCCCCAAACAAGGACCUGAUAUAAUUUAUAUUAUUAUUAUUAUUAUUAUUAUUAUUUUGCAGAGAGGGGCAAGCGACCCCCCCCCCAAACAAGGACCUGAUAUAAUUUAUAUUAUUAUUAUUAUUUUGCAGAGAGGGGCAAGCGACCCCCCCCCAAACAAGGACCUGAUAUAAUUUAUAUUAUUAUUAUUAUUAUUAUUAUUAUUAUUAUUUUGCAGAGAGGGGCAAGCGACCCCCCCCCCCAAACAAGGACCUGAUAUAAUUAAUAUUAUUAUUAUUAUUUUGCAGAGAGGGGCAAGCGACCCCACCAAACAAGGACCUGAUAUAAUUUAUAUUAUUAUUAUUAUUAUUAUUAUUAUUAUUAUUUUGCAGAGAGGGGCAAGCGACCCCCCCCCACACAAGGACCUGAUAUAAUUUAUAUUAUUAUUAUUAUUUUGCAGAGAGGGGCAAGCGACCCCCCCACAAACAAGGACCUGAUAUAAUUUAUAUUAUUAUUAUUAUUUUGCAGAGAGGGGCAAGCGACCCCCCCCAAACAAGGACCUGAUAUAAUUUAUAUUAUUAUUAUUAUUAUUAUUAUUAUUAUUUUGCAGAGAGGGGCAAGCGACCCCCCCACAAACAAGGACCUGAUAUAAUUUAUAUUAUUAUUAUUAUUAUUAUUAUUAUUAUUAUUUUGCAGAGAGGGGCAAGCGACCCCCCCACAAACAAGGACCUGAUAUAAUUUAUAUUAUUAUUAUUAUUUUGCAGAGAGGGGCAAGCGAUCCCCCCCACAAACAAGGACCUACUACUAUUACUAUUAUUAUUUUAUUUUGUGGUGAGGGGCAAGCGACCCCCUGAACAAGGACCUAUUAUUAUUAUCAUCUGUGGAGAGGGGCAAGCGACCCCCCCAAACAAGGACCUGAUUUUUUAUUUGUGGAGAGGGGCAAGCAACCCCCUGAACAAGGGCUUAUUAUUAUUAUUUUUUGUGGAGAGAGGGGCAAGCGACACCCCCCCAAACAAGGACCUGAUAUAAUUAUUAUUAUUAUUAUUAUUAUUAUUUUGCAGAGAGGGGCAAGCGACCCCCCCCAAAACAAGGACCUGCUAUUAUUAUUUUGUUGUUACCCCACCUUUUCCCCCAGACAGGGACUCAAGGCGGCUUACAGAUAAAGAGAAGAGCAGCUACCCCCACUUGCCCCACUUCCCCCUCUAUUUCUCAACUCCUGCCGUUGACAUGUGUGCUGCUAUUUUUCUUUCUUGCCUGCCUAGAAGUGGCCUCACACCCCACUCCUAUUUCUUGGUGUCUCCACUGCUUCCCCGCUGCUCCUUUUCCCUUUUUUGUGGGAAAAGGUGGGGGGGGGGAGAGAAGAGAAGAGAUGACUGCUGUCUCUCUGACUUCCUUUCUCUCUCCUUCCAUUCUUCACCUCUCCAAGUAGCAAACUUUGUGGGGAAAUAAGGUAUGCAAGGCCAUAUCCGCCCCCCCCCCUCAAACAAAACAUUAUGAGGCAUCAUUGGGUGCAGGUUGUUUCGGAUUAAGUGGCAGCCAAGCUGGGAUCCCAGGAAUUUGGUGCCCUCCUAAGAGAGAGUAAGCAGGAGCCUGGCAACUCCUUGAGUGAAGAGUCACCGGUAUGGCUGAUACCUUUACAAAAGGUGUGCUUCUAAACAGUGUAAUCCAAAGUAUUUGCACUACCCAUGUCAUUGCUUCUUGUCUUCUUUGUGAAAGAAACCCUCCUAAUGUUGUGAUGAUGGUGAUGAUGAUGAUGAUUUAUCGCCUUGCAUGUAUGUCCCACUGUGGUUUUUGCAUUUACAGGACUAUACGCUUUCACUGCAGGUCACUGAAUCUGGAAUUGCACCGCUUUUACCUCUACCUCAAAUCACUGGCACCGAUUAGGAAACCGCCCAUUUGGAGAUUUCGUCGAGGGGCUGCUGACGGAAGAAAACGUAAGCAUAACAAGACAAAGGAAGGAAAGGAGUCUAAUAAUAGCCAAGCCUUCAUAACAUACGGAAUAAGUUAUUGACUUUUUCCUAUCCUAAAGAAUUGUGUCUGUGGCAAAAUGAUGAAAAAGGACUAAUACAGUUGUCCAUAGUAUAGUAACUGAGAUUCUUUAUAAUGACAUUGCAGUCUGUAGGCAUUACUGUAUAUGUUACCGAGAUGAGCCCCGCAACCCUAGAGUCGUCCGUGACUGGGCCUAAUGGUCAGGGGUCCCUUUACUUUUACCUUUACAUACUACUAUUGCCUCUCCACUUCCCCAUUCACACACCUCCAGCCUAAAAUUAGGUAGUAAGCUUCUACAGGUAAUCUUUUGGCUGUGUUACACUGUAAAAUUUCAUGCAGGUUAAUGACGUUAUAUUAAAAAAUAAAAAUAGUUUGAACGUAAUUGUAGAUUUGGUGAUUUUUGAACUCAAAAACCGGUUAAUCACUUGUAAUUGUUUUGCUUGAAGCCCUUUUUAACUUUGUAACCUAGAUAAAGAAUAUGCCUUUGUCACAAAAGCCAAUGAGAUACGGCCACACAGAAGGUCACACAGAUGUUUGCUUUGAUGACAUUGGGAGGUAAGUGACUGAGGGCCCAGUUGCAUGUGAUUAAUGUACACACACACAAUGUAUGUAUAUGUUGGGGAUGGGUAACUUGUGGCCCUCCGGAUGACUCACAACAUCACUAGCCAUAUAUAUAAAAAUAUAAAAAUUGUCUAGUAGCACCUUAGAGACCAACUAAGUUUGUUCUUGGUAUGAGCUUUCGUGUGCAGUCCCAUGGACUGCAAGAAGAUCAAACCUAUCCAUUCUUAAGGAAAUCAGCCCUGAGUGCUCACUGGAAGGACAGAUCCUGAAGCUGAGGCGCCAGUACUUUGGCCACCUCAUGAGAAGAGAAGACUCCCUGGAAAAGACUCUGAUGUUGGGAAAGAUGGAGGGCACAAGGAGAAGGGGACGACAAGAGGAUGAGACGGUGGGACAGUGUUCUCGAAGCUACCAGCAUGAGUUUGACCAAGCUGCGGGAGGCAGUGGAAGACAGGAGUGCCUGGCGUGCUCUGGUCCAUGGGGUCAUGAAGAGUUGGACACGACUAAACAACAAGGUGGUGCUACUAGACAUUUUUUUUUAUUUUUAUAUAUAUUUCUACUGCAUCAGACCAACAUGGCUACCUACCUGAAUCUAGAACAUCACUAGCCAUUGGCAAUGCUGGCUAAGACUGGUGGGGUUUGGAGUCCUGCAACAUCUGAAGGAUCAUAGGUCCCCCAUUCCUGGCAUAGAUGGCAGGAAGUGAUUGUUAUUGGCUUCCCACAGUGUUUGUUUCAUGUGAAGAACAAAUAAAUGACUUCAUAAUUCUUAAGACCCAAAGAUUUUUGUUUAUGCUAUGGGUCAAAGUGAUGUUGUGCCUUUAUUGCCUAUCCCAUCUGAAUGACGGCUGCCAGAUUACAAGGGAACUCCAGCAUUGUGUGGAACUGAAUACUCCAUUGACAACUAGGAAUAGUACAGUCAUGCACAGAUGGAUUUGCAUGAUCUCAGUGCAAGCAGAUUCUACAUUCAUCUUUUCUGCCAGGUGGCACAGUAGUGAAGAGCAACAGAGGAAUGAGGACAAACUGUCAUGGCCUGGUGGCCAAAACAGAUGCACUUAGCCAGGGUGCUGUCCUUUUUUAGAGUGAUGUAGUUUGAACUCCGCAAAAAUGGAUUUCAUUGGUGCCAAAUUUAUAAGAACUGCCCUCCUGGAUCAGGCUCAUGGCUCGUUUAGCUCAUCAUCCUGUUCUCAGAGUGACUGACCAGAUGACUGUAGGAAAUCCGUAAGCAGGACCCGAGCACAACAGCAGUUUCCCCUUUGUAGUUUCCAGCAGCUGUUAUUUAGAAGCAUACUGCCUCAGACUAUGGAGGCAGCACAUACCCGUUGUGGCAAGUAACCACUGAUAGUUAAAUUCAUGAGGGAGGAAGCAAUUUGCCUACUAUGCACCAUUCGUUUAAACCACAUGACUUCAGCUAAAGAAUCCCGGGGACUGCAGUUUGUUGGGAAUUGUAGUUCUGUGAGGGUUUCCCAGGAUUCUUUGGGGGAAGUCAUGUGGUUUAAUUGUAUGGUCUUGCUGCCCAAGGUUGGGUUUUUUGCAUGUAUUCAAGAUAUUGCCUCUUUCCUUAUGCCUUGUUUUAUCACCAUAAUCUAUAAGGUUGAGAUGUGAAGUAGUCACCUGAAAUUUAGUAGGACACCUCAUCUUUUUACAGUGUCAUCCAUAGUGACUGUUGACACCAAAGCUAGCACCUUCCUCUUGUGAUCAAUUUACAGUCGUACUUUGGAUUCCGAAUGCCUUGCGAGUUGAAUGUUUUGGCUCCCAAACUCCGCAAACCGGGAAGUGAGUGCUCUGGUUUGCGAGCAUCCUUUGGAACCCAAACGUCCCGACUCGGCUUCCACGGCUUCUGAUUGGCUGCAGGAGCUUCCUGCAGCCAAUUAGAAGCCGCGCCUUGGUUUCCGAACAUUUUGGAAGUCGAACGGGCUUCCAGAAUGGAUUCCGUUCGACUUCCGGGGUACCACUGUAGAUUGUUUCUGAGGAAUGAAAGCGUUUGCAAAGAAACUUCCGUCACUGUUUCACUUUAGUGAAAACUGUGAAUAAUUUUGAUACAGUUUCAUACAUGUUUGUGUAAGAUUGAUCUUGUUUCUUUGAAUAGCUGUAUUGUAACUUGCGGCAGUGAUGGAGAUGUCAGGAUUUGGGAAAGCCUGGAUGACAAUGACCCCAAGUCAAUUAACGUGGGAGAAAAGGCCUACUCGUUUGCUCUCAAGGUACUGCAGUUAUGAACUAUACAGCGGGAACGUGGAGAUAUUCUGGUUCUUCCAGUAUGUGUGCAGGGCUCCUUUGUAAAAGUGGUGUCAUCAGAUAGGCCUUGUGCAUUAGGCAAUACCUACAAUGAGGUCAUUUUCACAGCUGUGCUUUAUUCUGAUUGGAAGUCAGCAACCUUUGAGCAACCUGUUGCUUCUAUGCAGUGUACAGUGGUGCCUCGCAAGACGAAAAGAAUCCGUUCCGCGAGUCUCUUCGUCUUGCGGGUUUUUUCGUCUUGCGAAGCAAGCCCAUUAGCGGUUUAGCGGAUUAGCGCUACAGUAUUAGCGGCCUAGCGGGUUUAGCGGGCUUAGCGGAUCAGCUGAUAAGCGGCUUAGCGAUCAGCUGUUAAGCGGCUUAAGGAUCAGCUGAUAAGCGGCUUACCGAUCAGCUGAUAAGCGGCUUAGCGAUCAGCUGUUAAGCAGCUUAGCCGAUCAGCUGAUAAGCGGCUUAGCGAUCAGCUGUUAAGCGGCUUAAGGAUCAGCUGAUAAGCGGCUUAACGAUCAGCUGAUAAGCGGCUUAGCGAUCAACUGUUAAGCAGCUUAGCCGAUCAGCUGAUAAGCGGUUUAGCGGCUUGGGAAAAAGGGGGGGAAAAGGAAAAAACCCCCGCAGGAACUCGCAAGACAUUUUCGUCUUGUGAAGCAAGCACAUAGGAAAUUCGUUUUGCGAAGCACCUCCAAAACGGAAAACCCUUUCGUCUAGCGGGUUUUCCGUCUUGCGAGGCAUUCGUCUUGCGGGGCACCACUGUAUUAUGUUAGGAUUGAAUAUAGUCACUGACUUGAUUACCUGUGACGUGAGAAUUAUGACUAGGCACAAAAGCUUUUGUAAAUUGGAACAGCUGGUUCUCUUCAUUCACCUAGGCUGUCUGUGCUACAAAUUGUUUGUGUGAACUCGUUAGACAAGUAAAAACUUCUGGUGUAGCAACUUUCUUUUCAGUGUUGUGCAGGGUGUUCAAAACUGCUUUCUUGAUUGAAAGAGGUAUCACUUAUCAUUUGUAUCGUCUGCUGCAUGGCUAGGCAAACUAAGGCCCGGGGGCCAGAUCCGGCCCAAUCGCCUUCUCAAUCCGGCCCACGGAUUUUUACAUGAGUAGAAUGUAUGCUUUUAUUUAAAAUGCAUCUCUGGGUUAUUUGUGGGGCAUAGGAAUUAGUUCAUCCCCCCCCCCCCAAAUAUAGUCCGACCCCACACAAGGUCUGAGGGACAGUGGACCGGCCCCCGCUGAAAAAGUUUGCUGACCCCUCGUCUUCUAUUUUAACAUUAGCAGACAGUAGAUGUAUUUAGAGUUGGGCGGAAUGUUUCUUGAAACAAAAUAAUUAUUUUAUGUUUCUUGUUUUGAUGGAAAAAUAGAAAAAGGUGAGUAAAACAUUAGCAAUACAAAUCCAUAUGUUUGGCAUCAGCAACUCCUUUCUGAAACAAUAUUUGCACUACAUUUUAUUUUGCUAAUUUAAGUUGGGCUCUUGUUUCAGAGUUUAACAAGACUUUCUUCAUUGCAGUAUUAUCAUUUUGUUAAAUUUGAUACUCAGACUGCAGUUUUUAAUAACAGUAUUUUAUUCGUGAAACCUUGCCCAAGUCUGCCCUCUUGUGAAUACAGCAAGUUAAAGCAACUCAAUUGAUACUUAUAAUUGAGAUUAUUAUUAUAAGCCUCAAACGAGACUGCUAUUAUAAGAAAAUCACCCCCUAAUUUUUUCAAAUCUUUAUCUUUUAUUAAAGGUUGCUUUUGCUGUGCUUGUGAAUUUACCUGGCUACUUAUAACACUGUCAGCAUUAAAGUUAUUGUGCUGUUAUGUGUUUGCUGUGACAGUUUUACCAUUUCCCUCUUACCAUUUUGGCCCUGGGACUCAUGUUUGCUGCCCCCAACUUCAUGUCGUUACUGAAUUUGUGCUUCAGUGGCUAAUCUGCUACAGCAUCCAAUUAUAGUACGUAACUAGACCAGGCAUAGGCAAACUUGGCCCUCCAGAUGUUUUGGGACUACAGUUCCCAUCAUCCCUGACCACUGGUCCUGUUAGCUAGGGAUGAUGGGAGUUGUAGUCCCAAAACAUCUGGAGGGCCAAGUUUGGGGAUGCCUGUACUAGACUGCUGCUUGCUAUUCUUACGUGGAAAGUAUUUUGAAGAGGUAAUUUUACAAUGGUUGUUAAUUUUACAAUUGUGCAUAUAUAUAUGGAUUUCCCUAGAAAUAGAUUUAACUGUAAUUUGUAAUCCAUGCAACGACAUUCCCAAGCCCAUAUUUGCCAAGGGAACAUAAAUGGGGGAGGAGGAAUGGCCUCUCCCCAGUCUCCACCCUGGCCAGUCUUUGAGCCCAGCUGAGUAAUAUGGAUAUUCACCCUGAAGUGUAUUGACAACUUUAUUAGUACUGAAAAGGGGAUACCAUCAAUUUGUCCCUUGACACCGGGACAUCCCCAGGGGAAUUGAAGGAGGCAGUGGUGAGCCCGCUCUUAAAAAAACAUCGUUAGAUCCUUUAGAUCUAUCCAAUUACCGCCUGGUUUUGAAUCUUCCGUUCCUGGGUAAGGUGAUUGAGAGAGCGGUUGCUGAACAGCUUGGUGGGUUUCUGGAUGAAACAUCGGCUCUGGAUCCAUUCUAAUCCGGCUUCCGCUUUGGUCAUGGGACCGAGACGGCUCUGGUCGCCCUAACAGAUGAUCUCCGUAGGCAGCUGAAUCGAGGCGGGUCGGGGCUGCUGAUUCUUUUAGACCUGUCAGCAGCCUUCGACAUGGUCGAUCACGAACUCCUGGACCACCCGCCUCGCUGGCGUGGAGAUCCAGGGCACAGUCCUUCAAUGGCUGCACUCGUUUCUCUCUGGUUGGGGACAGAAGGUGGCGCUGGGGGGGGGGACUGUCAUCGUGCCACUCCUUGGUGUGUGGAGUGCCGCAGGGUGCAAUACUCUCCCCGAUGCUUUUCAACAUCUUAAUGUGCCCCCUAGCCCAGUUUGUCCGGAGUUUUGGGUUGGACUGCCAUGAGUAUGCUGAUGACACCCAACUCUAUCUUUUGAUCUUUUGACACACUGAUCAGAUGUUUGGAAGCUGUGGCUGGAUGGUUAUGUGGGAGCCGGUUGAAGUGGAAUGAACUGCUCCUGGAGUCAGUAGAUGUUUAUUUAAAUCACCUGACCCUCCCAUUGCUUUAUUUGUAGAAUGGAAGAUUGAUUACGGCAGUCUCUAACAAUACUGUCCAGAUCCAUACAUUCCCAGAGGGUGCUCCAGAUGGUAUCCUGACACGCUUCACAAUGAAUGCAAACCAUGUAGUUUUCAGUGCUGAUGGGAGCAAAGUAGCUGCUGGAUCCAGGUAAUUUGACUCUGAAGUAGAAGAAAAAGACACACAAACGGCUUUCCCUAUGACUUUUGAAUACCAGCAACCUUGGAUAGAAGACAUUGUUUUAAUAUUCUGUUCAUGUAUGAUAGGGAAAAAGUUUGCAUGCUCUGCUGAUUGUAUUUAAUGUUGGGAUUGUUGCAAGAACAUUGUAUAUUCUCUCUACAUAUAAUUGGCAUUCCCUUGAGAAAAACCCAUCAGCUUUGCUCAUAGGAAGCUGUCUACAUUCUUGCACUGAUCUGGUAGAGAAGUGAGUCUGGCUGUACCUAAUUUAAUGCAGGCUGCAGAAGAGUAUGUACGAUAUAAGUUAUCACUUUACUGAGUUUCUGAAGGUUAGCUUAAAGCACUCCUGCCGACUUUUACUGCCAUUUUUCUACCUCUUGCUCUUGUUAUAAGCAUUUGCAGGUGAUAUUUGUGGAGGUGGUUCUCAAGAGUCCUUAAUUGUCAUUUUAAAUUAGAUCAAUUUGUUGUAAUUGCCUUGAGGGGCUCAUGGCAGGAAGACAAUUUGUCAGAGUUAGUAGUUCAUCAUAAUCAACAGUUUUAAUAUGCAUUAUGAAAAUGGUUUUUAUGUCUAUAAUGUUUGAUAACACAAAUGAAUCUCUGAAUUGCAGAGAUUCAACAGAGGUUAACUUUUUCUCUGGUAGAAUAAUUGUGUGUGAUUGUGUUAAGUGUGCCCACACUUGCGUAGAAACCAUGCAGUGCCUUUUAAAAAGUACAUCUGCACUGUAAUUGUAAUUGAAUCAUUUCUAAAUGGAAGAAAUACAGCUUCAUUUAUUCCAAUAAAAGUUAGAUUUUCAAUUUUUCAUUAUAUAGCACAGCUCCUAAUAGUAGUAUUAUGCUUAUCCCUAGUGACUUCCUGGUGAAGAUUGUGGAAGUAACUGACAGCAGCCAGCAAAAGACAUUUCGAGGACAUGACGCACCUGUUUUAAGUGUGUCAUUCGAUCCAAAGAACACUUUUCUGGUAACAACUUUUCCAGUGGACAUUUUCUUCUCUUGUCUCUUAAAAGUGGAUCACACAUUUUAAUUAAGGUGGUUUUUGUAAAACCUCCUUAAUGAAAUAAAUUAAUAAUUUAAAAAUUCAAAACUAAAAUUACUUUGUGACAUAUAUAGAGCACAGAAUAACCUGCAAAGCUAUAUAACUAUGACUUUCAGCAUUCUUUGGGGAGAGACACGACAGUCAGAUGUUAAUAAAAAGUUUAUAGUGUUCAUUAUCACUUUUUAAAAAUGAGAUUUUGUCAUGGCUUUGUAAAUACUCAACCAUUUCUUUUAAGAGUGCCUUCAAACAAAAUAUUUCUCUCAUAUAUGUGUGUGUGUGUGUGUGUGUGUGUGUGUGUAUAUAUAUAUAUAUAUAUAUAUAUAUAUAUAUAAUAUAUAUGAUGUGGCACUGGCAAAGUGACUUCAUGAAAUUGUAACUAUGCUAAAAAGUAGAAAAGAUAAUAUGAAAAUCAAAUUCAGGCUUGAUUUUUUCAACUAUUCUUUCCAACACUUGAUAGGAAAACAUCAAGCGCACCUUAAAGGCUAAUGCAUUUGAAGACCAGUAUGUCCAUGAAUGUUUGAUUGCAUAAUAUGUUUAGGAUACUGUUUGCUGCUGUUUUCAAUGUAAACCUUAAUGCAGUAGUACUUUGCUGGUUGGUCAGAGGCUAGUGACUUUAAAAAUGUUUCCUUGCACAGGCAUCAGCAAGCUGUGACGGGUCGGUCAGAGUAUGGAAAAUUUCAGAGCAGGUAAAAUGCCACUUCUUGGAGUUAAACCAGGAAUUUUACCACAAGAGAUGCUUAAGUAGGUUUUUAAAUUUUAUUUCUCUCAUGUCUGCAUUGACCUCAUACCAACUCCCAUUGUCUGUAUUCAGAUAUUAACGCUUUCGUGCUCUUAGAAAAACUGCCCCCUUCUGUGUUUAGUGCAAGAGGGCCCAUGCCUUCUGGAAGAGAGUGUUUCUUUACAGGAAAAAUGGUCACAGGCUACUCAGGCAACCAAGAACCUAUACUGUGAAGACAGCAGGUUCAUAGAGUACAUAUUUACCAAAUCAUUCAAAUUUAUGGCUUGUCCUACAUAUCAUUUUCCGCACCAGCCCUGUUCAGACAUUUUAAAGAAACAUUCCAGUUAAGGAUGGAAGUGUCUCCAUUUCACUUCUCAAAGUUUGAGUAGCAGUAUGUAGAGAUACUUAACUGGCAUAGUUGAAGACCUUUUUUUUGAUUCUCCCAGGCUGUGGAUCCACAGUGGCUAUCUGUCCUUCCUUGGGUGGGGACUUAUAUUGCACCCCCCUUCAUCUAAAACUCAUCACUUUUAAAUAAAAAAAUAAAAUAAAUGUCCAGUAGCACCUUAGAGACCAGCUAAGGAUCUGAAGAAGUGUGCAUGCACAUGAAAGCUUAUACCCAGAACAAACUUAGUUGGUCUCUAAGGUGCUACUGAACUUUUAUUUUAUUUUAUUAUUUAUUUCGACUGUGUCAGACCAACACAGCUAUCUACCUGAAUCUCAUCAUAUUUAGAAAAAGUUCAUCUCAAGAUGGAUAACCACUAUUAACUUAUUUUGCUUCCAGAGUUGUGAGACAAACUGGCCAUUGCUGCAGAAAUGUAAUGAUGUGGUGAAUGCAAAAACAAUAUGUAGACACGCGUGGCAACCCAAAACAGGAAAGGUAACAAGUUGUCUUUAUGUGUUUUAAUCCGUGUGUGUGUGUGCAAAUUUGGAAAAGCAAUGGGUAGGGAAAUGUGUUAGAAUCUCUUCUUUUCAAAUUGUUGUUCCUCUGAAAAUCAACCUGCCCUGAUGCCACUGUGCAGUGGAGAUGUAGCAGCUGAGUGUUUAGAAAUCCAACAUGUGGAACAAUGGCAGAGCCCUGCUCAGGAUUAAGGAUGGCGAAUGUUGGUGAAGGUGCUGCUGUCGUAAUCAUAAAUGCUGUGUCUUCUAAGUAAUGCAGAUGCAGAGAGUGGGCAACAUAUGAAAUGGCACAAGAACCUCUUCCCAUACAAUAGAUGAUCACGAUUAAUUACAUUUAUUGGUUGCUCUUUUCACAAAGCAAAAAGGGCAACCAAAAGUAACUUAUAACUCUUGCUAAUCUUUUGCUCAGAAAAAUCUCUGGCCACCUCUGUAGCUUCAAAUUUGGGAGGAAGGGUGGCUACUUGUCAUGUUUGCCAGAGGGCAGUGCCACGCUUCUCAUGGCAAGCAGCAUUGUGGAAGACUGGUACUCGGUAUUUCUGCUGUAAUAUGCAUGUGCUUGGCUGAUUUCAGACAUUUGUUGGAUCAGUCUCCAUUGCUUCUGAGGGUUUGCAGUCUUAGCCAUGAGAGCUGUCCUGCUUUUUCUGACUCAGAUUGUUGCCACAGGCUGGCCUCUCGGCUUUGUUGGAACAGGACGGAACCCAUACAAUGCAUUCUGUGUUCUGUGUACAAUGCUCUGUGUCUAGUGAGUUCCUUCCAAAAUGAACGAUGCAUCAGUGCUUGCUUAUCAAACAUCAUGUUGUUUUUAACGGUGUUCUUUUAUUGUUUUACUCUGCCUUGAUAUUUUAUGACACUGUGGCUUAAAAAUACUUUUAUAACUAAAGCCACAAAACGAACUCAUUUUACAACUGAGAUUUGCUGGGAAACCUAGUCAGAUGGGCGGGGUAUAAAUAAUAAAACUAUUAUUAUUAAAAACAAAACAUUUCCCCCUCUGAAUAGUUGCUUGCUGUUCCAGUAGAGAAAGUGGUUAAACUAUACAGACGAGAAACCUGGGAUCAUCAACUAGAUCUGUUGGAUAAGUCCGUCACACAGGUUGGUAUCCGCCAGGUGCUUGCUAUUCAUUCUGUACAUAUUGUAAGCUAGAGGGCUUUCCUGACACAUGAAGGAAGUGCUGGCUAUCCAUUGUUAAACUGAUCGCUCCCGGGUGGCUAUGAUAUGCUUUUCUAAAUGAGCAGUCUACCUGCAGGGAAUCCUGUAUCUCCUUACCUGGAAGAGUAAGUCUCAUUGAAUUCAGUGAAACUUACUUCUGUGCAGACCUGUAUAAUAUUGUGCUGCAAACAUCCUUGGGAUAUAGCAGUUCCUCUUUGGAAAUCUGAUACAGUAUUAGUGGUUGUACCGCUUGCUGAAAGGAGUCUACUUGCUCUCAAUAUCCUGUGCAUACGUAUAAACAGUUCAUUGCAAAGGUACUGUUCAGUUUCAAGUGCACUCAGGCAUUGACUCUUAACCAAAGGAAACGAGGCCCAAUAGUCCUUCCUACAGAUAGAUGCAUCAUUGUUCAGGUAAGCACAGAGUGCAGAGCAGAACAAUGGAAUGUGUUGGUGCUGACCUUUAAAGCCCUAAACGGCCUCGGCUCAGUAUACCUGAUGGAGCAUCUCCACCUCCAUCGUUCUGCCCGGACACUGAGGUCCAGCGCCGAGGGCCUUCUGGCGGUUCCCUCGCUGCAAGAAGCCAAGUUACAGGGAACCAGGCAGAGGGCCUUCUCGGUAGUGGCACCCGCCCUGUGGAACGCCCUCCCACCAGAUGUCAAAGAGAAAAAUAACUACCAAACUUUUAGAAGACAUCUAAAGGCAGCCCUGUUUAGGGAAGCUUUUAAUGUUUAAUAGGUUAUUGUAUUUUAGUGUUUUGUUGGAAGCCGCCCAGAGUGACUGGGGAAACCCAGCCAGAUGGGCAGGGUAUAAAUACUAAAUUAUUAUUAUUAUUACUGUGGGAUAUUAAUUUUCUUUCCAAAUGUUAGAAUUGUAAAAUAGAACCUGACAUUUCAUAGGACUGGGCAGUGGCUGUGGCAACUGGAAAUAGUUUCUCAACUUUCAUAUUUAUAUAAGAUACAGGGUGGUUUUUUUCCCUUAAAUACAAGGCUCCUCAUCCCUGGCAAGGAUGAUAAAUGUAAAGUUGAAACGAGUGCCCAGUAUCUUCAUACAUCUGUUUUGUCUUUCAGUUUGCUUAGAAAAUCCCAAUAUAGAUGCUUUCUUUUCCCACAAAGAAUUAACAAUCAGUACAGUUGCUUGGUGCCCAAAAUGAAAGUGAGAUUGUUCAACGUGUUCUGCGGUUAAUGACACAUCUUUAUUUUUUUCUUUGUCUACCCCCACCCCCUACCAGCCCUUCAAUGUUGUAGCCUGGUCUCCGUGUGGACAGUAUCUGGCAGCAGGAAGUGUUGGUGGCUGGAUAGUCAUUUGGAAUGUGGAGACCCAGGAGUGUUUGGAGAGGUGCCUGUAGUUUUCAUAAUGUGUCUUGUAAAGAUGAGCUUCCACAAAGUGGAACAAUUAUUAAGAGAGCAAUUGGGAGCCACAGGUCUAUAAAAUGAACAUUUGGCCCUCUUAAUAGCCUAGGACCCUCGUACCUACGGGACCGCCUCUCCCGGUAUGCCCCACGGAGAGCCUCAAGGUCCAUAAAUAGCAACACCCUAGUGGUACCGGGCCCUAAGGAAGUUAGAUUGGCUUCAACCAGAGCCAGGGCCUUUUCAACACUGGCUCCGGUCUGGUGGAAUGCUCUUUCUCAUGAGACCAGGGCCCUGCGGGAUCUGAUUUCUUUCCACAGGGCCUGUAAGACAGAGUUGUUCUUCCUGGCCUUUGGCUUGGAGCCAAUUUGAUUCCCUCCCCCUCUUUCUUUUUUCUUUUUCCUUUCUCCUCCUGUGAUGAGGCUGCAUUUUAAUAUUUCAAUGUUUCAAUAUUUUAAUUGUUGUAUUUUAAUCUUGUUUUUAAGUUGUAUUCAUUCAACUUGUUUUUAUUAUUGCUUGUUAGCUGCCCUGAGCCCGGCCUUGGCUGGGGAGGGCAGGGUAUAAAUAAAAAUUAUUAUUAUUAUUAUUAUUAUUAUUAUUUUGCUUACCUUUGGUUUAAUCUAGAGGUGAAGCAGCUUAUGACAGGACAGAUGCCUGCCUUGUUUUCGUUGGGCCAUCUCUGUCCAUUCCAUGCAACCAUAACUGUUAGUCUCUUUGUACUGCAGUGCUCAGUGGUGUGGAUUUUCUGGAAAUUUUUGAACUGGGAUUGCUUUUGGGAGAAAAAAUCCUAUGUAAAUUAGGGCAACUUGCAUUGGGUGAAAAAUCCCGAUGCCCUAGAGCAGGAAUGUGGAAUGUCAGGCCCAUGGACCUAAGACAUUCCUCUGUACAUAUCAGCCAUGCAAACUGCAAACGGCCCACAUUAAUUUUUAGCUGGGUGUUGGGCCUGCUUGGGCAUAGUGGUGUGAGUUGCACAGACCACAUGUGAUUCAUCUGUCUUAGUAAGAACCAAUUAGAAUUGUUCUUAACUACAUAUGAUUCAGAAGGACAUAGCACAUUGAGAAGAUUUGAUGAGCUCAGGAGGACUAGUGUGUAUGUUUCUCACUUAAUUGAUUACAAUUACAGUAUUAGGAUUCAUACAUGGCACAGGGUCUUUUCACAGGGUUCUUGUGUUCUGCUGUAGUGAUCUUUGCUAAGCCAAGAAUGAUUUGUCCAAGUCCUGUGAGCCAAACAAUUUUUUUCUGUAGCGAGGGUUUAACAGAUUGUGAUUUUAAACCUGCACAGAACACUGGUUUUUCAUUAUUUUUUAGGGUGAAGCAUGACAAAAGUUAUACCAUCUGUGGUCUGGCUUGGCACCCAAAAGGCGGGCAGGUUGCUUAUACGGACAUGGAAGGCAAUCUGGGACUACUUGAGAACGUUUGUGAUGUAGAUGGAAAGAAAUCAGACCACAAGGUAAUACAAACCGGAAGCUUUCUUGGCUUUUUCGGUAUCCUUUACCAUCAUGGAUGGUAAUCUUUAUCCACUCAUGUAAACCUGGAGUUUGGCAGGCUUCAGGAUAAAACGUGAUGUUUUCUUGAUGGCACUAUGUGGAUUUUAUGACAGUAACUUUUAAACCAUGGCUUUAGGCAUCUGCGCCUGCUGUCAAAGAUUACGACGAACUUUUUGAUGAGGAUGACGGCGAGGACUUCCUGAACAGAGACUCGGUUGGGGAUGACUGGGGUUCCAAAGCAGCGAGGAACAAUGAAGAUGACGACGACGACCCCAUGAUGGCAUCAGGCCGUCCCAGAAACCGAGGGGCAAUAAUAGAGGAUGAUGAGAACUCCCUAGGUUUGAAUUUCCCAAAGCAUGGAGUGAGGGGGCAGAGGGGACGAACACUGCAGGAACUGCAGACACAUUGUGGAUGCUGCCAACUUGGCUCACAAUAUCCUUUGGUUGGGGGGGUGGAUGUUGCAAGAUUUUUUUAAAAAGCUCUUGCCUUCCUAAGCCACUGAUACAAAGCUAUCUAUCUUGCAUAGAUACUGGAUUGCUGAAAGCUAACUCUGCCCUUGAUAAGGAGGAAGAAGAGGACGACCAGGAAAGCCUUGCGCCGCUGCUGCCACUGUCAUCAACCCAGAGGCCUUUCUACGAUGGGCCAGUGCCAACUCCUCAGCAAAAGCCCUUCCAGCCUGGCUCCACUCUGGUUCACCUCACUCACCGCUUCAUGGUGAGUUUCAUUUCUUUGGCUGAUUUAAAAUAAUAAUAAUAAUAAUAAAGUUGGGAAAAGGCACUCUUGGCCAUCGGUCCCACCUCAGGAUCCAAGAGUGAUACUGAACCGAGAAGUACCCCCAGGCUAUGCGGCUGAUCUUGCAAGGGAGUGUGAUGCCACCCAAAACAGUACCAGUUCCCAGAUCAAUUGGUCCCUUGAUCAAUUGUUGCCUCCUUUUAAGGGGGAGUGGGAGGGGGAGCGGUCUGAGUUCUUUUUUCUUUUCUUUUUGAAAGCAGUGUAUAUCUACAUAGGCUGCUGUUGCACAAAAAAACCUCCCAGAAAGGGUAUGUGUGCGCACCUCACAAUGCCUGAAUGGGGGUGUAAAUGUGGCUUAAGAUUUCUUUGUGAGUAGGAAUGACUCUUCCCUGCCUCUUCCAAGAAACAAGGUGAUGGGGUGUUAUUCCACAGAGAAGUGAGGGAAGGUAAAUAAACAGAUUUCAGUAGAUAAGGUACCAUUGCCUCUCUUUACAAGGAGAGAAAUGAAAAAAGAAAUGUCACAGCAGCAAGCAACUUGCCUGGUCUCUCAGACAUUGCCCCUGUCUUGCUGUUUGGAGUAAUAAACCUGCAGCCUAAACUCUCUGUGUAUAAUAUUGGCCAGCAUUUAUCAGAUCAUUUCACAGCAGACAUUGGAGUCCUCUCUUGGGCAUGUGGUAUUGUCAUCCUCCUUUGCUUUUUGAAAUUUCUUCUGCCCUCAGCCCUUUAAACCAAACAUGUCAAAAUAAUCAGCCAGUUGUCCCCAUCUAAUUAAGGGGGAAAUGGAGAGAGUAUAAUUUUUAUUUAAGUUUUUGUAUGCUGCCUUUCAAGAAAAGGAUUGCAAAGCGGUUUCCAAAAAUCCAGCAAUAAUGUUUAAUAAUAAUAACAGAAAUAUUUUAUUAUUUAUACCCUGCCUGCCUGAUAUUUGUGUGAACAUUCUUCUUCUUCUUCUUUGGCAAUCACUCGUAGCUGAGUAAGAUUGUCUUCCAUAAACACGGUUUUAACAAUGAGUCCGUAAGUGACUGUGGAGGCCAAUUCUGGAUCCACACAUCCUUCCAUAGUGGGGACAUUGGUUUCCGGGCGGGAGUUGAUAAUGGUGAGGGUUUGCCAAGUGUGCCUUCCUCUUAGCACGUUUCUCCCUUGCGUCCUGAGUUUGAGCGUCUUCAAAGUUCAUGACACCUUUGGUAAAGGCUGUUCUCCAACUGGAACACUUUCAGGCCAGUGUUUCCCAGUUGUCAAUGUUUAUACUACAUUUUUUUAGAUUUGCCUUGAGACAGUCUUUAAACCUCUUGUGUUGACCACUAGCAUUACGUGUUCCAUUUUUAAGUUCGGAAUAGAGUAGUAGCCUCUGCUAGAGUUAGACCAAGUGACCUGGAAUCCAUUCAGAGUAGAAAGCAGGCUAUAUGUUGAAGGCUAUAUGUUGCUUUUCUGAAAGUAGUGUUACUGUUGACGUUCCUCCCAUAGGUGUGGAACUCUAUUGGUAUUAUUCGCUGCUAUAAUGAUGAGCAGGACAACGCCAUUGAUGUGGAAUUCCAUGACACGGCCAUCCAUCACGCAAUGCACUUGCCAAAUUCUUUGAAUCACACAAUGGCAGCCCUUUCCAGUGACGCUAUUUUGCUAGCCUGCGAGAGCACAGAGGAGCUAGCGAGGUAAAACUUAUUUUAAUGUUUCUGUGAAGAACACAACUUGUUAAAAAAAAACACCCAUUACCAAACCUAUUUUUGGCAUGACAUGGGUUUACCUGUAGUGGUCAUGAUCAGGAUGAAUGGAUCUCAGAGCUGUUGUUAGUGCAACAUCUCUUGGAGAUACUGUUACCGUUCGUUCCGUGCAAAACCUCAAGGGAACAGCUGAGGAAUGAAGAAAAGGUGGAGCUGAUAAAUGAAAGAAGACUUACAAAUUAAUGAAUUGGUUAUCAGUUUUCCUAGCGUGUUUUCAACUUGUAACAGUACAAACCAGCAUUCUGGUUUAAUUUAGUCUCCAACAAAACUGCUACUAUUGCGUGAAGUCCCCCCCACCCUGAAAAACAUGUUCAGCAGAAAGACUCUAGUCUGAACAUCCCUAAUUACUUCUUGUUUUUUCUUCCCCACUCCCCCCUCGCUUUUUCCCAUUUUCAGCAAGCUUCACUGCAUACAUUUUAACUCCUGGGAUUCCAACAAGGAGUGGACAGUUGACAUGCUGCAGAAUGAAGAGAUUGAAGCGGUUUGUUUGGGCCAGGGCUGGGCUGCGUGUGCCACAAGCACCCUUCUCCUCCGCCUCUUCACGAAUGGGGGAGUUCAGAAAGACAUCUUCAGCCUCCCUGGCCCUGUGGUGUCCAUGGCGGGACACGGAGAGCAGCUGUUGGUGGCUUUUCACAAAGGUGAUUUCCCUGGCAGGCUUCUUUUUCCUGUUUAAAUAUGUUUGUUUCCUCCCCACCUCCUUUUUCACUGCAAAAAAUGUUUCAAAAAAUGCCAUAGAAGCACCAUGCUUUGAUUUUGAUGGGAAAAUGUUGAGUAUGUUAAUUUAGUUGCAUUUCUAAAGUGAGCCGUCAUCACAUGCCCAACGACUUCCAUUUGUUUGUAAUUUUACUACCGGCUUUACACCACCCGUCUCUCUUGACACCCCUGUCUUGCCACAAUGAAGUUUAGGAUUCAUUGGAAUUGUUUUAGGAUAAUGAGGGUGAAAGCUGACAGUAUCCAUCUGCUAGCUGAACAGACACGGUUGACAGGAUGGAUUCUCUUCUCCUGCACAGACCCCACCCUUCAGGUUGGGGAACCCUCCUUAGCAGACUUGGGGGAGAAUGGGGUGGGAGGAUGGAAGGCUGUGGUGUUGGGGGGAAGAGGAGAGAGGAAAGAGAAGUCCUGCCACAAACAGCCACUUAACAAAAUAUAUCAUUUAAUUCAAGUAAAUUAAAUUAACUCUGGGCACCACAGUUCAAGAAGGACACUGACAAACUGGAACGUGUCCAGAGGAGGGCAACCAAAAUGGUCAAAGGCCUGGAAACGAUGCCUUAUGAGGAACGGCUAAGGGAGCUGGGCAUGUUUAGCCUGGAGAAGAGGAGGUUAAGGGGUGAUAUGAUAGCCAUGUUCAAAUAUAUAAAAGGAUGUCACAUAGAGGAGGGAGAAAGGUUGUUUUCUGCUGCUCCAGAGAAGCGGACACGGAGCAAUGGAUCCAAACUACAAGAAAGAAGAUUCCACCUAAACAUUAGGAAGAGCUUCCUGGCAGUAAGAGCUGUUCGACAGUGGAAUUUGCUGCCAAGGAGUGUGGUGGAGUCUCCUUCUUUGGAGGUCUUUAAGCAGAGGCUUGACAACCAUAUGUCAGGAGUGCUCUGAUGGUGUUUCCUGCUUGGCAGGGGGUUGGACUCGAUGGCCCUUGUGGUCUCUUCCAACUCUAUGAUUCUAUGAUUCUAUGAUUCUAAGUAAGACAAAAACCAGAUGUCAGAUGGCUGUUGCGGUUGCUCAAGAGUAACCAGGCAGGACUCCCAACCUGUGUUUUACAGGCUUUAUUUUGGUGCAAACUAUUUACAGUGAAGAGCCCCAAAGCUCAUGUCUGGCUCAGUCGCUAGCAGAAUCCGGGAGUCGUCUCUUUUUGGACCUUCCCCCAACAUAAGAAUUUCAUUACCCCCAAACGUCUCCUCCCCUCUCUGCACCUCAAACUACUGCGCAGGAUGGGCGAUGGCAAGGGCGUGUUUCCCUCCUGUCCGGCCUGCCCAGAAGCGGUGUUUAGGCUCUCACUAGCGUCCUCUGCCCCUUGCACCUCUUCCCCACUGGAGGUGGGGCUUUCCUCCACCCCAGAAGAGGAACUGCGUCGCAAGAUUUCCGGAGGCUCCCUGUAACACAACUGCCCUUCUAUUUCUCGCCUCUGAGCCUAUGGCAGUUCCCUGACACCAACAAUUUAGCAGACAGAAUAAAUUCAAUAUUAUAAAAGGAAUAACCGAGACUUAAGAACUUAGAUAUUUCUGUGAAUGCUUAAAAGUUAUCCAGGGGAUAGAAAUUCAGCCAGGUCCUUCAGGUGCCCAGAAAAUGGCACACCGACAGAGCAACUUCCAGCUAUCUUCACCCACCAGCAGCAGCUCCUUUUCUGCAACUUCCUUCGGUCUAGAAUUAAUUGCCCCCACCCCUCUUGCUUUUAUAGGUACUGGUUUUGAUGGGGAUCAGUGUCUUGGGGUGCAGCUGCUAGAGCUGGGAAGGAAGAAGAGGCAGCUUUUGCACGGUGACCCACUUCCUCUUUCCAGGAAAUCCUAUCUCACAUGGCUAGGAUUUUCAGCAGAAGGUAGGAUGGUUCGCUUCUCUCCUUUAUUCUGAGAUGUGUCAAUAUCAUUUUCCGGGGGGGGGGGGAGGGGAUGUGCAGCAUUGUGUGACAGACUCCCCAUUCCUCUACUCUCCCCCACAGCCCUCUCACGCCCCAUCAAUUCUAUUCUAGAAGUUCCUAUGAUCCUUUAUAUUGAGGGGGUGGGUGGGUACAAGGGGGUUUGCAAGCAGAAGAGGAAGUCCCAUUGCACAAGUGAAAGUUUGUUCUGUUAGUGGAUAGACAUAACAGGAUACAGUGUUACCUCUGGUUACGUACUUAAUUCGUUCUGGAGGUCCGUUCUUAACCUGAAACGGUUCUUAACCUGAAGCACCACUUUAGCUAAUGGGGCUUCCCACUGCCGCCGCUGUGCGAUUUCUGUUCUCAUCCUGAAGCAAAGUUCUUAACCCGAGGUACUGUUUCUGGGUUAGUGGAGUCUGUAACCUGAAGCGUAUGUAACCUGAAGCGUAUGUAACCCGAGGUACCACUGCUCACCGGUUUGGAUCCUAAGUUUCUCUUCAUGAAAGUGAGAGGAGCCAGUUUCCACCACCUCCUCUGCAGCCAGCUGUACUAUAUUCCAAAUCAUUCCCAAAGGCUCCCCAGGACAAGUGGGAAGGGGGGCGGGAGGGAAAGCCCAAAGCCCUGGUCCAUGAAUGUGAACUCCUUAAUGUUCAGACCCUAUUUCUGCAACUGUAAUUUGUUAUAGCAGUUUUUAAUAGUGAGUUUUGAAUGACUGCAGCCCUUGGACCUGAUGGUGAAGGGCAGGCAAAAAUCUGAAUAAAAUAACGAUACUGAUGAGUGAAAGGGAAGUUAGGGUGCAAGUUGUUAUCCCUAAGGGCUGGUUUACAAGCUAAAUUGGUCACUGGUGUUGUUGAAGAUGCCUGCAGCCUCCUAAGACAGGCAUAGGCAAACGCGGCCCACCAGAUGUUUUGGACUACAACUCCCAUCAUCCCUAACUAGCAGGACCCAGUGGUCAGGGAUGAUGGGAGUUGUAGUCCCAAAACUUUUGGAGGGCUGAGUUUGCCUAUGCCUGCCCUAAGAGGUGGAGAUGCCUGCAACGUCCUAAGCAGGGAAGUUCAGCAUUAUUAGUGAACACCCAGAUCUGUGGAGAUGGAUCUGGGCAAGGAGCUUUUCAAGAGCAUCUCUAAACUUGAGGAGGAUACCAGGGUGGGGAAGGGGACCUUUGUGAAUGACAGGUGGCUAUCCUGCAAGAGUAACAUCAUUGUCGCUGUCUACCAGCUUAAAAGGGUCACUGAUACUUGUGCACUUGCUUGCUCUUGAAGAUUGCAAGGGGACGUGGCUGUUAAAACUGAAUUUCAACAACUUAGUUACUACAAACUACCAGAAGGUGGUGCCAUUUCCAAAGUUAACAGCCCCUGAUUCUCUUCAAAAUGUGCCAUACUUUUUUUAUUCAGUAAGGCAGAGAGGAGUGCUGCACUUAACAUCCUACCUGUAGCUCUUAUGCAUCGGCUUCUGAGAGAACCCUCAAAACUGCACUGUGUGUGUGUGUGUUCCUGAUUUUGUAGGUACCCCUUGUUACGCGGAUUCAGAGGGUGUCGUGCGCAUGCUGAACCGAGGACUUGGUAAUACCUGGACCCCAGUCUGUGACACAAGGGAGCACUGCAAAGGGAAGUCAGAUCACUACUGGAUUGUGGGCAUUCAUGAAAACCCACAGCAGCUCAGGUAGGAAGUUAGAGUUUGCAUGGCUAUACAACAGAAAAGCACGUGAAUAUUCAGGUGGUUUUGUCCAAAGCCACCUGCCCGUUUAUCCUCUGCUGCUUUCUGUCUACACCUUCUCCACUGCUGCCUGUUUAGUCCAGGCCCCUCCAGCUUAAAUUUCUUAGGUGGGAAGAGCUCUGUGUGGAGCUGCUAGCAAUGAAAGCGUCUCUUCCCCUUUAAACAGCCAGCUGUGCAACUAAGGCUGCCCUUAAUUGACUUGCUUUGGUUUACAGUGGUACCUCGGGUUACAUACGCUUCAGGUUACAGACUCCGCUAACCCAGAAAUAGUACCUCGGGUUAAGAACUUUGCUUCAGGAUGAGAACAGAAAUCGUGCUCCGGUGGCGCGGCAGCAGCGGGAGGCCCCAUUAGCUAAAGUGGUUCUUCAGGUUAAGAACAGUUUCAGGUUAAGAACGGACCUCCGGAACGAAUUAAGUACUUAACCCAAGGUACCACUGUAUUUUUUGCUACCUUUCCACAGUGAGCUGUCCCCAGCAGUGACCUUCUAACAGCAGCUAGCUAACAAAGUAUGUUAAUAAAUUUAAGUAAAACAAAAACCUCAACAGUUUGGUAGGCAGAAUAAAUUCAAUAUUACAGAAGAAAUAAUCCAGACUUAUGUACCUUCAAAGUGGAAAUACAGUUAAUAAACAAAGCUCCAGCUGCUGGAGAAGCAGAUCUUACUGCCGCAGGCUGCUCUUGCCUUCAGUGAUGGUAUUGCCACAACUACCAUCACCUUAGGGCUGCCCUGAAUCUCCUCUUUUACUGCAGACACCCUGCAGAUAUAGAGCGCAGCCAUACAUGGUCUCGAUACUUUUAUCUUUUUCUUCCAAUGGUUGCGUUAUUUCCCCCUGAUAAAGCUAAGCUUGGGCUCACUGCAGCCACUCAGGGAGGCAUCUUGCUGUUAUCUGUGGACUUGGCCAAUUGUACAGAAACGGCACGUUCUUCUGCUUCCCCCAUCGAGUCAUUCAUUUCUAGGGAAACUAAUGAAAAGCCCCAGGAUACGUCUGGGUUGAUGAAUGCAAGUCACAGUCAUUGUGGUUUUCCUUCCUCUUCCAAGAAAGAAAAAGACAGAAAGUGUGUUAUUUAAAUACAGGGUUUCUCUUUAUAUUUAUAUUUUUAAAAUAUAUCACCCAUGAGAAUGGAUGUAUGAAGGAUUUGAUUGUACUAGUGUAAUUGAAUGGGGCUAAAUUUUUAGAUUUAGCAAAUGCUUUUUUGGAGUUUUGUUCUACUCUUUGUAAUAUGUUACUUUUUAAAAAUAAAAACUAAUGCAUGCCAUUUUUCUCCCCUCUGAUGUGGGAGAGUACAGAAACUGUCCCUCCCUGACCUGUAGACUGAAGUGGUAAAAUGCAAGAAAAGCUGUACCUUUUAUUUAUUGUGCUGUGAGUGCAUGAAUUGCUCCUUUAGACAGAGCCUGCUGGUGUGGGGAGAGAGACACUGCUUUUAGGUGUGCAUCUUAAUUCUGUGCUUCCCUCCUUGCAGGUGCAUCCCUUGUAAAGGAGCCCGUUUCCCCGCUACCCUUCCCCGUCCGGCAGUAGCAGUGCUGCCAUUCAAGCUUCCUUUUUGUCAGACAGCAACAGAUAAGGGCCAGAUGGAGGUAGGGAAAGUCAACAUUGGUUUGGUUUGCUGGCUGUCCUGCGUCUGUGCCCUCUUGACAUGUGUGUCCAGAUUAUUAAAGCAGCCCUUGCAGCGUGUAUGUAGUCAGAACUUGGGAUUUGGUCCGUAGAUCCAUAUUGGAAAAGGGGGUUUGUUAACAACGACAGUGUUAUUAAUGAAAGCAACAUUAUGGUUGUUGUUAUUUAUUGCACUUUUCACCCUUCAUACGUUUGGAUCCCAGGUGAAAAAUAAUAACCGCAUAAAACACAUACGUCAUAUGAUAAAUAUUAACAUAAAAACCGAUUGCGGUCAUAGACAAAUUCCUUGCAGCAGCCACACAUAACAAAUGCUGGACUCAAAAUAAUACCAAGCACCAAAAACUGAAGGGAAAACAAUAUAUCUUUAUUUGGAGCCAGAAGACUGAAGACCUAAAUAAGGGAUUGCAGUUUGCUUCCUUUUCUCAGACCCAUUUUGUAUGGUUUUUGCUUUGUCUGUAUUGCAUGGAAGUGGAGCACGUGAGUUCCUUGAGUAGUUUAUCUGACACGUCGUUUAAUAUAAAACACCUCUGAUGCAAAUUAUCUCUGUUGUGAAGAAAAGCACUGCAGAACCCCUUGGUCUUAUCUGUGGGGCUCGUCAGAAACAUUUGUUGAAUUCAUGUUUAAAUUGCAUGUAUUGACCAGAAAAUGUGCAGAAGCUCUGCCCGUAGUUGUAUAUGUGUGUUUGCAUUCAUUCGUUCAUUUAAUACACCACUGUGUUGUAAAAGCCCUCAAAGCGGUUUACAUGCAUCGCAUGUGGAGGGCAUGCAUUUGUGUGCUUGUUUAUUGUAAGUACUAGAGCAAUCUCAGGACCUUGUUAAAUUCCUGCAAAUAUCAGGACCUACAAAUGGUCCUGAUUAAACAGCAACGUGUUGAACUGUGUCCCUCCCCCUUUCUUUUUUCUGCAUGCUUCAGGAGCAAUUUUGGCGUUCUGUCUUGUUUCACCGCUACCUGGACUACUUAUCCCAAAAUGGAUAUGAACACGAUGAAAGCGUGAAAAGCCAGGCAACCCAAGAACAGCAGAAUCUCUUGAUGAAAAUGUUUGCAGUAAGUGAGGGAGGUUCUCAAUUCAAAAAGCAACUACAGCUCUUGAAGCAUUUUGAUGUCACGCUGCUUAGCAAAAUAGCAUUAUUUCUUUGCAGCUUGGGAAUUUGGCUGUGACCCUUUAUUAACCCCUGAAACAUACAAAGGGCGUUUAGGCUUGAGCACGCACUAUUGCAAGAUCUAGCUUGCCAAGAAGGCUGAUCGCUGAAGAAUGCAUGCUUUUGAAUUAUGGUGCUGGAGGAGACUCUUGAGAGUCCCGUGGACUGCAAGAAGAUCAAACCGAUCCAUUCUGAAGGAAAUCAGCCCUGAGUGCUCACUGGAAGGACAGAUCCUGAAGCUGAGGCUCCAAGACUUUGGCCACCUCAUGAGAAGAGAAGACUCCCUGGAAAAGACCCUGAUGCUGGGAAAGAUGGAGGGCACAAGGAGAAGGGGACGACGGAGGACGAGAUGGUGGGACAGUGUUCUUGAAGCUACCAGCAUGAGUUUGACCAAACUGCGGGGAGGCAGUGGAAGAGAGGAGUGCCUGGCGUGCUCUGGUCCAUGGGGUCACGAAGAGUCAGACACGACUAAAUGACUAAACAACAACAACAACAGCUUGCCAACACACAUUGUGUGGUCUGAGCGUGGGUAGAUAAUGCAGAUAGAUCUGCUUAAUCAACACACCAGUCUUGUGGCUGGGCAGUGCCAACACCUCUGCUAUUCCCAGGCUGCUGCGAAGUCCCAGGUGGGCUGGCUGUGACUGUAGCCACAGCUGCUGCAGUGGGUGGAACCAGAGGUGUCAGGGAUGGGGGCAAGGCACAGCGCAAACUAUGUGGAAUGGGAGGAGAAUGGAGAAGGGUAAGGAGGGGCUGGAUCAGAGAGGAAGAAUGUACCUGGGGGCUAAAGUGUGAGUAGCUAAUGCCUAAGAGCAGGAGGCUUUUAAGAGAGGAGCCUUGCUGAGCCAGGAGAAAGCUAUGCCAAGAGAGGAACUUGUCAUGACAACUGCCCCACCCUUUGCUGGUGAAGCCUCAGUAAACUAACCCCAAUACGCCAUAGUUCCUUGGUCUGCAGUGUCAUAGCCCCAGAACUUUGCACUGCCCAUUACUGUCUUGUCUCCUGUACAGUUUUAAAAUGUUGAGUUCUACUUCCUAAAUUAACAGUUUUCAAAGGCAGUGUAACUCCAGUAGCAGGCUGGUUCCCACCAAAGUUACUGCUUUUUAAAAGAAUGACCACAGGCAGGUGGCUUUCCCAGUGACAGGGAGGAGGAUAUGAGUACAGUGGUACCUCCGGUUGCGGACGGGAUCCAUUCCGGAGGUCUGGUCGGAUCCUGAGGUUUCCACAACCUGAGGACCACUUCUGCGCAUGCGCGCGCAGCAAAACCCGAUAAAAUGCUUCCGGAUUUGCCGCUUUCGCAUCCCGAAGUUUAUGUAACCAGAGGGUUACUUAACCGGAGGUACUACUGUAUAGCUUUUGUUCUCUUGAUUUUACAAGAGAACCUUCCGUUGCUAAACACCACGGGACUUUGUUUCUCUUUUCCCCUUUCGUACGAAUAGCUUUCCUGUACCCUGGAACGCGAGUUUCGCUGCAUGGAACUUGCAGAGCUUAUGACUCAGAAUGCCAGGAGCUUAGCUAUCAAGUACGCCUCUCGCUCUCGGAGGCUGAAUCUCGCCCAGCGGCUCAGUGAACUGGCAGCAGAGAGAGCAGCUGAGUUGGCAGCUGCUGAAGAGAACGGCAUUCAAGAGGAAGAGGAGGAGGAGGAAGAUUUCCAAAACCAUCUGAAUGCUGGGUAAAAAGAAAUUCCAGAGUGACACUACAGUUGGCAGACUUUUGCAGUGAAGGAGUUGCAGGGACCUCAUUCAUCACGUAGGCAUGUACUAGUGACAGAUAGUGAGUGUGGGCAUUUGUGUGGCUUGCAGUCCCAUAUUCUAUCUGCCAGUGCCUGAAGUUUGGUGGUGUUCCUUCCCUGUCAGUAUCGUGGAUAAUGGGGAGCCUUUAUACUGGUCCUCAACCCCUGGACUGAAACAAUGCUUAAAAAGGGAAUAGGCACCAUUUGAGAGCCAGUGUGCUGUACUGGUUAAGAGCAGUGGACUCGUAAUCUGGUGAACCGGGUUCGCUUCUCCGCUCCUCCACAUGCAGCUGCUGGGUGACCUUGGGCUAGUCACACUUCUCUGAAGUCUCUCAGCCUCACUCACCUCACAGAGUGUUUGUUGUGGGGGAGGAAGGGAAAGGAGAUUGUUAGCCUCUUUGAGACUCUUAGGGUAGUGAUAAAGCGGGAUAUCAAAUCCAAACUACUACUCUUCUUCUUCUUCUAUGAGGAACAAAUUUUCUAUAAAAAGUGAGAUACGGCCAUCUUUUUAUGGCUUGAAGUUGAUUCUUGCGGAGACUGGGAUGUUUCACAGACUGGGGAUGUUCUGGAAGCAAGAGUUAAGCUUAUCUUUCUCUCCUAGGACAGAAUAGCAUUUUGAGUGUAAAGGUUUGAACACACACAGACACACACACAUACACACACACACAUUUACCAAGGGACUGUGUGAAUAUACCACUCUUAACCCAUUGCCUGCACUCUUUCCUCCUUUCUCACAUGAAUUUUCUUCACUAUUCACCAUUUUCCUUAAUAGUAGAUAAGGGUUGUGUGUUGGCAGUGACCUUCGCUAGAGUGUGCUUUUAACCAGAGACUUGUUGUUAGCUCUAGGACAGUCCAUUAAGGUGCUGUGCAACAUAUGUUACUCUUCUUUAUAUUUUCCCUGUAUCCUCUCCGUCCUUUUAGAAACCUCAGAGUGAUUGAUAUCUUCUUCCAACCACACACACUUAGAUUCAUCAGUGGUACAGCACUGUCUAUUCCUUUAUUUUGGUGGCAGGGUGUGUAGUUAUCUUCUUCUUUUUACCUAGGUAUGCAGUUUUAAGAUAUUUUCUAGCAUGUGACCUAAAUCAGUUGUUGUUUUAAUCUUACUAAUGGCCCAGUGUGUUACAUGUGUGGCAGCUGCCUCUUAUCUAUCUGUUUAUCUAAAUAUCUAGCUAAAUGAGUAGACUGCUGAGUUCAUUUAUCUGCUUUCAGUUACAGUAGCACCCCCACAGAAUCAGGUCAGGCCCGGAUCAGAAACCUUCAACGUCAGCAAAGUAUGGAGAGCUACGAGGAAGAGGAGCAGGAGAAGGAGGAGGAGGAGGAGGAAGGCACAUCUGAAGUGACAAAACCUAGUAAGACUGACAGAUGCACACAAGUAUUCAGGGCAGAAGGCUGUAUAGUUGUCACAUUUCCCAGGUCCUGAGGAUGGGUUGUUGAUAAGAGCAGACAAAUAAUGCAUGACAGGCUCCUCAAAGAAGAACUAUUUUCUGGGGCUUAUUUUUCUUGAUUCAUUUUCCUUUUUAAGGAAGGAAAAGCUUGCUUCUCCUUUCCCUCAGUAAUCAAAGUAGCAAGUAGGGUCUGUCUUCUGUGUUUUCUAGCUUUUAGCAUUUUGUAGCUCACUUACCAUCUAUUUUGCUUAGCUGAUGUUCUUAACUAGGACUAUAAUACAGUGGUGCCUCGCAAGACGAAAUUAAUCCAUUCCGCGAGUCUCUUCGUCUUGCGGUUUUUUCGUCUUGCGAAGCACGGCUAUUAGCGGCUUAGCGGCUUUAAGAAAAAGGAAACAAACUCGCAAGACGUUUCAUCUUGUGAAGCAAGCCCAUAGGGAAAUUUGUCUUGCGGAACGACUCAAAAAACGCAAAACCCUUUCGUCUAGCGAGUUUUUCGUCUUGCGAGGCAUUCGUCUUGCGGGGCACCACUGUACAGCACUUAUUCAUGGUUAACCUGGAAGAUGCCUCAAAUUUCACUCCUCUUCUCGUGUUUGCACUUACAUAUACACCAUUUGUCAUAUCUUUCUGAAGGACCUCCGCCAAUCUCUGAAAAGGUGUCUACUCCCAAAUCUGGUGAGUCAAAAGGAUUAUUAUUUUCUAGGCAAGGAAAAGAUAUUCAUGGUUGUGCCGGUUUGUGCAACUUUUGGUGUCAGCUGCUCAACUGCAAUUCCUCACCUUUUGUCAAACAGCAUGCUUGCAUCACUUAAUUCUGAUGUAAUAAAUUGGAACAGUUCCUCUCCAGUUCCCACUGUGCACUCCAAAUCAGCUGUGAGGAGUUGGGGGAUUGCGUGGAGCAUGGGGAGAGGCGGCUUCAGGCAAACCUCGUUUUAUUGUGUUUUGCUUUAUUGUGUUUUGUGGAUAUUGCUCCUUACCGGGACAUGGGUGCCACUUCAGGCAGCCCAGCCAGGGGAAGGAAGCUCCCCGCUGCUGCCCCUCUUCUGGCCAUAGGAGUAGACUAUGGCUGGAGCUGGGUUUUAUUGCAAUAUUAGCUUUAUUGUGAUGGUCUGGAACCGAACCUGCAAUAUCGCUGAGGUGUGCUUAUAAAUAGAAUCCCAUGUAUACAGCAUUGAAUACAACCCUAAAAAUAAAAAACACAUAACAUUAAUUAAUAAAGCACUUCUGUAUAAGCAGGCCCAAUUAACUAUCGUAAAUGAAAACAAUUACUGUAGUUCCUUUUCCCGAAAGGCAUACACAGUGUUUCCUAAAGGUUUUCAUUGGUGGUCUUCUCCCCUAUCGCUUCUCUCUCCAGUAACAAAAGCUGCAGUUGUUUCCAGCAGUCAAAAGCGAGUCAAUCCCUUCAAGGUGAGAAUUUGGUGGUUUUAGUUCACUUCAAAUUUUAAGUAAAAUGUGUGAAGAUUGUCAGAAAUCCUGAGCGAUGGAAAGUAAGGGUUUUUUUUUUUAAUGUUUUGCUCCACUAGGUAUCCAGUAGCCAAAAGGAUCAACUGGUUCAGCUGGCUAAUAUCAUAGACAACAUGACCAAACAGGGCAAGAAAAAUUCCAUGCCAAACAGCCGAGUUGCUCCAAACAAGAAGAGUCCAGUUAUAAAACCGCUGGUUCCUAAGCCGAAGUCAAAGCAGGUGAGCUUCGUGUUGACUUAUAGUUGCGUGGUCAAAAAGCUAAGACCCUGGCACGCCUAUUGUUUUGCUUUUCAAUACAAAGAAACAGGAAGUAGGUGAAGAUAAAAUACAUACAAACAAACAAUAAAUGCACACACACACAAAGCAAAAGAAAUGCUGUCUCACUAACUUCUUCUGUCGUAGUUAAUAAUGCAUUUAAAACUGUUGACUGGGAGAAAAAAAUAUCUAUAAAGACACACUUUCAAGGGAAAUGUUUUAACAUCAAGAGAUGGGCGCCCAGAGUAUUUUAUGGUCUGAAAUGCAUAAAUAAUACAUGUUCACUGUGAAUUUUAGGAAUCUGUAUCUAAUUGUAUAGGCUGCAGCAGCUGCAUUUUUCCAACCCCGAAAACCUAACACUGAAAAGAAGAACAUAGAUGAGAGAGGAGGGGGAACUGAAGUACCCCCACCUGAACCACCUCAAACUCCGACUGAGAGCAGUGACAAUAAAAGGUCAGUGUCCCAGGAAGGCAGUCUUUCCCAUUGCCAUUGUGGGGUGGCUAAUCCAGAAACCUCCCUGGGCGUUCCAAAAGUUCCACUGCAGAACAUUUCAGAAUCCCUUUCUCCUCCUCCUCUUCUUCUUCUUCUUCUUCUUCUUCUUCUUCUUCUUCUUCUUCUUCUUCCUCCUUUUUUCAAGGCCAAAGACUGGGUUCCAGAUGUGGCUAGAUGAGAACAGAAGCUGCAUUGGGGCAGAUAAUCCUCAUUUUGAAGAAACAGAGAUAAUAAAAGAAGGCAUGAGUCGAUUCAGAAAUCUGUCUGCUGAAGAAAGGAUGGUAAUGGAGUUCCGCCAUGGAAUGUUCAUUUGCUUCUUCUAUAGAAAUCCUUCCCCCGCCCCCCUGUUUCCUUUCCCCAUUCCUGGGUUCUGCGGCUUUUCCAUUGCCUGCUCCAGCAUUGUUACCAUGCCCCAGAAUGAAUGAACUUGGAGGUAGCUGCGUGAAGCAUUAAUCUGCAUGUUUAGCACAGUAUGGCCUAUGUUGUGCCAUGCCAGGUGUGUAGAAGCUCAGACCCUUCAGAUGUUGCUGAACUACAACUCCCAUCAGCCCCUGCAGGCAUGGGGGUGGGGUAGCUAAUGUCGCAGAAGACGUAAUCGGGAUUCAAUGUGACUUUAGCAGAAUGGAGAACUGGGCCUAAGCUAACCAAAUGAAUUUCAGUAGGAACAACUGUAAGGCAUGAAGAACCAGCUACACAAAUAAAAGAUGGGGGACACCUGGCUUGCCACUAGUAAAUGUGAAAAAGAUCUUGGGGUCUUGGCAGACCACAAGCUUAACAUGAGUCAACAGUGUGAAAUCACCCAGUGAGCUUUCAUAGUAGAGAUCUGAACCUGUCUCUCUCCAGGUCUAGUUCAGUGCUAAUCACUACAACAUGCUAACUAUAAUAUUUGCACUGCACCCCCUGAUCAACAUCUCCCCAUCUUUGCUGCAGUUGGAAAUCUGGUCUAGGGGUGAUGCCUUGAGAGAAGCCAGGAUGCAGCAGCCAGGCUCUUCUGAUCUUAUUUUGUUAGGAUUCAGUGCUGGUGAAGAAGUAUCCCAUUCCACAGAAUUCAGUGACACUGCACUUUACAUCUGAAUAGCUGAAUAAUGGCAAAUCCCUGCUACAUUAGUUAAUUGGUUUCCUCCCCUGCCCUAGGUUUGGACCGAGAAAGCCAAAGGAAAAGAAGCUGGCGAUUCGUCGGAAGGGAAAAAGCGGAAGCGCUUGGAAGUUGUUAACAGUGAUGGGCAAGAAGGCCAAGGGAAAAAAUCAAAGGAGGACACAAGCUCGGUCACAAAACCCAGUUCCAUUCAGGAGUCUGCCAUCGCAAAGCUAUCAGCAUUUGCCUUUAAGCAGAGAUAAACCAGCUUGUGCUUUUCUAAGGGUACCUUGUGGGUUAACUUUAACCUAUUGUUUGAACCAGCCUCCAAACAGGUGUUGCCCUUUUUAUGUCAUGCCACACAUUUAGUUGGUCCCAGUAAGCCAAAUCCAAAUAUUCCUGGCAUGAGACCUGUUAUUUCAAUAGUGCACCGUGUUUCCUUUGGGACUGCACCAUGGCAGUAGAAAGCGGCUAUGGCCAAGGAGAAAAGGCAGAGAGUCCGUUCCAUAGAUGUCCACUGUUCCUGCUUGACACUGUUCUUCUGACCUUCUGUUUUCCACUACUUCUUUGUUGCUUUUCCUUUUUAAGUUACAGAAUGUGUGAAAGCCUUUGUUAGGCUCUGGCACUUUGGGGGUUUGCCUGUCCUGCAACGACAGCCUUGUGAGCUUUUGACUUGACUCACCGUGUGCUGAUAGGUGAGCGGAGAACAGUGGAGCCAUCAUGCAACCCCAUUUCCCACCCAGCCAUGUUGAAGAAGAAUCAUUCACCCCACACCCAUCUGGUUUGUGUAACUUUCCCCCUGAUCUACGUAGGAAAGGAAUGUAGGAGAGACUUGUCUCUUAGGCCGGGGUAGCUAGCGCAGUGCCCUCAAAAUGUUGCUGGACUCCCCAUUGGCUCCAUCCAGCCUAGCCAGUGAUCGGGGAUGAUGGGUGUUGUACUCCAACAACUUCUGGAGGGCAUCAAAUUAAAUACUCCUGCCUUAGGCAUGUGAGCAUCAUCGGGUAUAUCUGAGUUCUGCAUAGCAAAUGUUUUUCUUCCAAAUGCUGGAAUUUUUGUAUUUUUAUGUAAUGGUUCUACUAAAUAAAGUGGUGACAUUUGUAUA
This is a messenger RNA of Podarcis lilfordi (Lilford's wall lizard), 32861 nucleotides long. NCBI's taxonomy places the organism in Eukaryota, Metazoa, Chordata, Lepidosauria, Squamata, Lacertidae. The record is from the annotation of a GenBank genome assembly.